Messenger RNA from Phyllostomus hastatus (greater spear-nosed bat), 2475 nucleotides. RefSeq names its product transmembrane protein 74B (gene TMEM74B). NCBI's taxonomy places the organism in Eukaryota, Metazoa, Chordata, Mammalia, Chiroptera, Phyllostomidae. The record is from RefSeq and is a predicted model, not a curated record. Bases 413 to 1111 code for a protein of 232 amino acids. The transcript has 2 exons.
UGCAGUCCGGACUCUCCCACGGAGGAGACCAGCAGGCAGCGUGGGAGGGGUCUUCUUCAGCACACACUCCCCAACGCCUCGCCCUUGGGCCAGGGCAACUCGCGCUCGAAGCUUCAGUUUCCCUAGCCCGCAGAUCAGCCCUAAGAGAGAGGGAGAAGGAUGGAGCUAUGGCCCCCCACCCUUACCCCAGUCUGUUACCCGCCUCCCAGUCCCUCCCCACGCUAACUCUCCGGGCGUCCUCGCUGGCUGCGGGCGGAGCUCGGUCCGCCGCGCUCCGCGAUCCCCGGCUCCCGCCCCUUUCCUCGUCCCUCCUCCCCGGAGCCCCCCAGCGGCCCCGGCCGACGCCGUGUAGCCCCGCGCGGCUCCAGCAGCUGCCAAGGGGCCAAGGGAUGAGCUGGGGCCCUCCUUCCCAAUGGCAUCCCCCCCUGGGCUGGAACUGAAGACACUGAGCAACGGUCCGCAGACCCCAAGGAGACCAGCUCCUCUAGGCCUUGGGGCCCCAUCCAGGGAGGGUGUGGAGAAUGCCUGCUUCUCCUCAGAGGAGCAUGAGACCCAUUUCCAGAACCCGGGGGUCAUCAGACUGGGCAGCUCUCCCAGCCCCCCCGGGGGUGUCCCCUCAAGGCCCCGAUCCCAGCGGGAUGAUCUGUCCCUGCAUUCGGAAGAGGGGCCAGGCCUGGAGCCCGUGAGCCGCCCGGUGGAUUAUGGCUUCGUUUCUGCUCUGGUUUUCCUGGUGAGUGGGAUCCUCCUGGUGGUGACAGCAUACGCCAUUCCCCGUGAGGCCCGCAUCAACCCGGACUCCGUGACGGCGCGGGAGAUGGAGCGACUGGAGAUGUACUACGCCCGCCUGGGGUCCCACCUGGACAAGUGCAUCAUCGCGGGCCUGGGGCUGCUCACAGUGGGCGGCAUGCUCUUGUCGGUGCUGUUGAUGAUCUCCCUGUGCAAGGGCGAGCUCUACCGCCGGCCGACCUUCGUCCCCGGCAGGGGCUCCAGGAAGACAUACGGCUCCAUUAACCUGCGCAUGAGACAGCUCAAUGGGGACGGGGGCCAGGGCCUGGUGGAGAACGAAGUGGUCCAGGUCUCAGAGACCAGCCACACCCUGCAGGGGUCUUAAAUAAGAGCCCGCCUGAUCUAGCUGCUUCAGCUCCAGGGCUGCAAGCCCCAAAGGCCACGGGUUUUAGACUGAGCUCCACACAGGGCCCUGGGGAAAGAGUCUUAAGUGCUGGAAGGGGAGUCGGGGGCCUGGCUCAGGCUCCACCAUGCAGGGCAGCCCCCUGGUCUGUUUUGUAGCUUCAGGUUUUGCAUAAGGUUUUGUUUGGAGGGUGGCUUCCACUGCUAAAAACACAGAAGAUCGGUAACUGCUGCCCUUGGAGGAUGAGGUUUCUUCGCAAUUCUCAGCACUGAGAGCAGUUUGAAAGGCUGCCCAUCCUCUUCUUUAUGCCUCGGGGAAUUCUGGGAUCUCUGGAGUCCUCAUCAGCAAAGGAUGGGUGUUAGGUGCCUUUGGAGGAGUCCCUUUCGGCCCUGACCAUCUAAAGUGGGGGAUAGCUUCACCAUGAGGGAAGUAGUCAGCACCGGGGUGACCAUCCCCUCUCCGGGCCAGUCCCCCUGACUAAAAGUGAGGGUUGUACUGGACCGUCCCUUGGGCUCUCCAGGUCAGCCCUGGGAAUGGGUGCCCAGUAUCUGCUUCUGGCCACCUUUUUGAGGGGAGAAGGGUGUCUGGCAGGAGCUCACCAUUCUCCGUGCCAUAACCCGGCCUGGCCUCGGUGGCCGCCAGUGUCAGACAGCUGGCAGCUGGCACUCCUGCUGGAGUUCCCUAGGUCUCCCGGUGAUGCCGGGUUAAAUCCAAAAUUCAAGAUUUUGGUCUUGGGGUGAAAUUUCCUGCAGUGACUAGGUCUUAGCACACAUUUCACAAAGUCAAGUGCACAGUUUUCAGCAACUCCCGUAACAAGAGGGGUCUUUUACACCAGGAGGGGCGAGGGCUGUGUUGUGUUUCUGUGGAUGCGGCGUGGGCCUGCACCCUCACCCCUCCUCCGGAGUGUGUCUCUUGUGCCUGACUUUCUUCUGAUGGCAGAAAAAACAAAUGUUUUUUUGUUUUUUGUUCUGAAUUUGUAAUGUCUCCUCCCCCAUUCUUUGCAACAAAGUGCAGUUCCAGAAUAUGUGGGGAGAAAUCAGGCACAUUUGGGGGGCCUGGAGACUCCAGCCACAUUGAUUGCGGUAUGUUCUGUUUCUGUUGGGGAGUUUCCAGGCUCCAUCCAGACUCUUUUUAAACUUCUGGCAGGGAGAGAAAGUGGGUUCUAGGGGGCAAGGAGAUACAGGUGUCUGAGGACUGGGGGACACAUCGUCCACUCUGAAUGGCCCUAGAAGGCAUUGAGAGUACAAGCCUUCUAGACCCUAAAGGAGUCAUUUCCGUGAGCCCCCGACUCCGUGCAGGUCCUACUCACUCCACCUCAGCGGGCCUCGUGGGCCGUGGAUCCUGAC